Messenger RNA from Peromyscus californicus insignis, 213 nucleotides. RefSeq names its product cytochrome c oxidase subunit 8C, mitochondrial. Lineage: Eukaryota; Metazoa; Chordata; Mammalia; Rodentia; Cricetidae. The coding region runs from base 1 to 213 and encodes 70 amino acids. Gene Ontology annotation, cellular component: mitochondrion. The transcript has 2 exons. The record is from RefSeq and is a predicted model, not a curated record. Gene Ontology annotation, biological process: mitochondrial electron transport, cytochrome c to oxygen.
AUGUCUCGCCUGAUGCUGCUCUGCCCUUCCCUCCUCCGCCACCACACCGUCCUGUUCUUGAAGCUUGGCGGUCGCCUCACCCACUCAGAACGGCCACGCCACCGCGAACUGUCGCCCACGGAAUCGGCGGUUGGAAUUGUGGUGUUUUUUACGACUUUUUUCAUCCCAGCUGCAUAUGUGCUAACCAAUCUGAACUACUUCAGAAGAGAGUAG